Bacillus rossius redtenbacheri is the source of this 3238-nucleotide messenger RNA. Its product is annotated as cytochrome P450 4C1-like. The transcript has a single exon. The coding region runs from base 7 to 1545 and encodes 512 amino acids. Lineage: Eukaryota; Metazoa; Arthropoda; Insecta; Phasmatodea; Bacillidae. Gene Ontology annotation, molecular function: monooxygenase activity; iron ion binding; oxidoreductase activity, acting on paired donors, with incorporation or reduction of molecular oxygen. The record is from RefSeq and is a predicted model, not a curated record.
GGGACGAUGUCUCCUGUAACAGUCGGCGGUAUGUUGUGCCAAGUAGCGGUCGUGUGCGCACUUCUGGCGGUCGUUAUUUCGUUCGUGAGAUUUCGCACGAGCCAUUACUACCAGCUUCUGAAACGAAUACCAGGACCAAAAGGACUGCCCAUUUUGGGAAACCUCAGAGAAAUAUUUGAAAGCACCGACCGUCUUUUAGAAUUCAUUGCAGAUCAACGACGGAAACACGGACCAAUAAGCAUCGCGUGGGUAGGACCGUACUGUGGUUUACUUGUGUGCGACCCUCAAGACGUCGAAGUGGUGCUGAGCAGGAGUUCCGCCCUAGCCAAACCUAGACCCUACAAGUUGCUCGAACUGUACCUCGGGUACAGCUUGAUAACCGCUGACCCCACGGACUGGAAGAGGUUCCACAAGAUCAUAACUCCUGCUUUCGGCCUUCCCACCCUGAAGAGCUUCAUACCGGUCUUCAACGAGAAGAGCAGAAUACUAGUGGAAGUGCUCAAGAGACACGAAGAUGGCCAGCCAUUCGAGAUGCUCGACUACAUGAUGAUGUGCACAUUGGACAUCGUCACCGAGACCAGUUUGGGAUCCAACAUGAACGUUUUGAAGGACAGACGUUUCGAGCUAGUGAGGGGUUUAAGUAUUGCCGAAGAUGAAAUAUUUUUCGGAAUAAUUCGGCCGUGGUUUUGGAUACCUGCCUUCGUGAAGCUGACGCCCACCUACAAGAAAAUGAAGAAUGGAAUCAAAGCCGUGUGGGAUUACGCAGAUUACAUCAUCGCCAAGAAACUGGAAGAUAACAGCAGUCAGAAGGUUGAACCGAUCCAAGAAAAUACCGACGAAUCCAAAGGGAAAGAACGCCUUGGUUUCUUGGAGCACGUAAUCUCUGGUUUGAAAGAUACUUCGCCCUUACUGAAGAGAGAUGAAAUCAAGGACAACACACUGACUGUUAUCGUGGGUGGGAUGGGCACAGGGAGUUUAGUCAUGUCGGCUGCUCUCAUGCUGUUGGGUUUACACCGGGACGUUCAGGAAAAGGUCGUGAAGGAGUUGGAGCACAUAUUCGGUGACGACAUCGACAGGACGGUGACAUACGAAGAUCUCAAGCAGAUGGUGUACCUCGAGCAAGUCAUCAACGAGACCAUGAGGCUUUACCCACCUGUACCAUUUACUGGCAGGGAAGCCACCGAGGAGAUUAACCUAACCAAGUAUACUCUACCUGCUGGGACUUACAUCGGCAUACCCAUCUCGCUGAUUCAUCGCAACCCCGAGUACUUCCCUGAUCCUGACAAGUUCGACCCGGACCGCUUCAGUCCUGAGAACAGUGCCAACAGACAUCCGUUUAGCUUCAUUCCGUUCCUGGGAGGUCGUAGGAUGUGCAUAGGGAAAAAAUACGCCUACAUGCAGAUGAAGAUCAUCCUGUCCACCGUGCUCCGAAGCUACGAAGUCCUCCCUUGUGGAUCCAGAGAAGAAAUGGAACAACUGCAGUUUAAGAUGACUCUUCACAUGGUUAAUGGUUGCAACGUGAAGCUUAUUCCUAGAAAGAAGUGAAAUACCAUGACCAUUAAUUUUGCCGUUAUAAUCUUUCCUUAAUAUGGUUUUGAUGUGAUAAUUUUUCUCAUUUUAUCCAUGAAGUCAAUCGUUAAAAAAAAUAAUAUGUAAGUAGUGUCCUUCCUUUAAGUUGGACAUAAUUAUAUCUAAUGUUUUAAAUACAAAAUUUUACACCAUUAGUUAUUUGUAAAUAAAUAUAGAUAAUUAAGUUCCAAAGUUGAUAAAAAAGUGAAUGGGCAGCGAAUACGAAAAGUUGUUCUAAUUUUUAGCCAACUUUUCAAAGAAUUUUUUUUUACUAAACCACCUUUCUGUACGUAAGUAUUUAUAUGGCAUGUUGUGUCUGUGUUAAUACCUUUUUUUUUAAGCCACUUGAAAUGAUUCCUAUAAAAUUACAUUCUUAAAAUUUUAUCUUAUAAAAUGUACGCAUUUAAUCAAAAUUUGUUUUCAAACAUUUAUAGCCCUUAAUUGCCAAUUAUAUAAAAAAAAGUUUACAGUAAUAAGUAUAUAUAUAUUUUUUGUCUUCACAGAAAUAACCUGGCGUGUUUAUUGAUGUAAUAGCAAUUUUUACAUUUUCAAUGAGACAGUAUCGUUCUCAACACAUGAAACUUAAGUGAAAUAAUAUAUUUUAUUAUUUUAUAAUGUUCUCAAUAAAAAUGAAUAUUGGGAAAAUAAGAUUGCUAGAGUGCCUCUUAAUUCCAAAAUUAAGUAAUACAUAAAAUCUUCAAAAUAAAAGAAUAUUCCUACAGAAAUUUAUGAUUUGUCAUUUAAUUUGUUUUUUAAAACUGCACUACAUCAUGUAGCAAAUAUUUUAACUUACCAUCUUAAUUUCUUUUAAAAAAGAGUACCUUACCUUCACUUAAACUAAGGUUUUUUCAUUCUACCAAAAAAAAAUAUUUUGUGGAAGUUUUUUUUAAAUAGGUACACAAACACGUUUUAUAAGCAGUAAAUUACAGAGUUGGUAAUGCGUUAAAAUCGGCGUGGCUUCUAUGAAUUCUCAGAACCAGUAUUUAAAUAUCUAUGAAAGUACAUGUACCUUUUGGAACAAUUUAUUAAUUAUUGUCACAUUGAUUUAUUAACACCAUUUUAACUAAAAAUUUAAUGAUAGUACUUUAAAAUCGAUCAUGAAUGAUUUUAUUAGCAACGAUUAGCGAUGUAAAUAAUAUACGUAAACACUAGCAAUAGUGGCUUUAUUUAAAUUAUUUUGAAUUUUUAUAAAAAUAUUUGGCAAAUUAAAAUUUUAAAUGAAAAAUAAAACGUUUUAGUUUUGACCCUCUAAACGAGAAGCUGAGAAAAUUAAUGUUUUUUUUUAUAUCAGUUAAACAACGUUAAAAUAUUUUUUUGUUGAAGUCCUUUUCUUUUUUUAGGGAAUUGAUACUUAAAAUUCUGUGAUUUUAUUUACUUAUGCAAUUUUUACUUUACGGAAAUAUUAUUUAACUCCGUUUUUGUCAAAAAGAUACAAUAAAUUUAAAAAAAUAUAUAUGUCUUCACAUUACACCAAAUAUUAAAUGUUAAUGAAAACCUCCGAUUUCAAUCAUUUUUAAGAAAUCCGAGGAGUUUAAUAUCUUCAGUUUACCAUACUAAACAAAGUUAUUAGGGUUUUGUGUUAUGUCUCGGGUUUCACUUUAAAAGUAUUUUGAACAUACUAUGUACUAAGUAAAAUAUUAAACUGAUUCCGAUGAAUAAACCUAUUUGA